Molecule: messenger RNA, 960 nt
Organism: Saccharomyces paradoxus
Lineage: Eukaryota; Fungi; Ascomycota; Saccharomycetes; Saccharomycetales; Saccharomycetaceae
Gene: PRM5
Product: pheromone-regulated protein PRM5
Exons: 1
Coding region: 1-960 (319 amino acids)
Cellular component (GO): fungal-type vacuole; cellular bud neck
Source: RefSeq, a predicted model, not a curated record
AUGACAGUAAUCACUAUUGCCAAGAGAGGUUUACCAAAGUUAACCACUGCUGCCUCUUCGACAACAACUACUAGUUCAACUAGUACGAUAACAUCUGCUGCUUCUUCUUCCUCUUCUUCUUCAUUCCUUUCGUCCAACUCUACAACCUCUUCUAUCACUUCAAGUAUUACCCCCCCCUCUAAAAACGGUAAUCCUUAUAUUCUAGAUUCUGGAAAUAUGCCUAACGGAACAAUAUUCAUUAUAGUGGGAGCCAUUGCAGGAGCGAUUUUUUUGGCAAUAUUGCUAUGGUGGGUAAUUACAACUUAUUCUUCGCAUAGAUUAACUAGAAGUGUUCAGGAUUACGAAUCAAAAAUGUUUUCAACACAGCAUACCCAGUUUUACGGCGAUUCUCCGUAUAUGGAUUAUCCUGCCAAAGAUAAUUUCCAAGAUCAAGUCCAUAUCCGCGAUUCAGAUAUGGCUUCUGGAAAUAAGCACGAAUCGGUGAAUAAUGCACUUGUAUCUCACACUAUUAAUGAGAAGGCACUUUUAAGUAAUUUUGAAAGGCCACUAUCCUCCCUGGUAUCCGAAUCAAAUAGAAAUUCUCUAUUCAUUUCACCAACAGGUGAUAUUCUAAACAAAACAAGGUUAUCCAAGCUUUACCAGGAAAGCCCCCGAUUACUACAAAAACCUCUGAUUAUGAGAAGCGAUAAUGUAUCUUCAAAUUCUCUAGUCUCCACAAUCUCUUCAUCGUCCACUUCGUCGCUCGACAACGGUGGUGAGAAAGAGGUGGGUGAAGACAUAAAGAAACCCGCAAAAAUUGCAGCUUCGCCAAGUCGGAAGCUGCUGAGUUCGUCCGGAAGUGAUCAUAGUUUAAAGAGCAAACAUAGCAAGGUUAAUCUGUUGGCCGUACGGUCUAAAAGGAAACCUACACCUUCGACUUACCUCGAACACAUGCUGGAGGGGAAACAACAGGAUGAGUGA